Molecule: messenger RNA, 1029 nt
Organism: Rotaria sordida
Lineage: Eukaryota; Metazoa; Rotifera; Eurotatoria; Philodinida; Philodinidae
Source: the annotation of a GenBank genome assembly
AUGACGUCAAUGCCAGUUCGUCAAUUAGGUAAGAAUGGACCAUCUGUAUCAGCCAUCGGUUUUGGAGCUAUGGGUCUUUCUGCAUUUUAUGGAACACCUGCUCCAGAUGAAGAACGAUUCAAAGUUCUUGAUCGUGCAAUUGAACUUGGUAGCACAUAUAUUGAUAGUGCAAAUGUCUAUGGUGAUAAUGAAGAUUUACUUGGAAAAUAUUUCAAUAAAUAUCCUCAUCAACGUGAAAAAGUUUUUCUUGCCACCAAGUUUGGUAUUGUAUUUCUUCCAGAUGGUAAACGAGCCGCAAGAGGUGAUGCUCAAUAUGUUCAUGAACAAUGUAACAAAAGUUUAAAACGUCUUGGCCUCGAUUAUGUUGAUCUCUAUUACGCACAUCGCAUUGACAAGAAUGUACCGAUCGAAGAAACUAUGGGUGCUUUAAAAGAACUUGUUGAAGCUGGCAAAAUUAAAUAUAUUGGUCUAUCUGAAUGUUCAAGUGAUACUCUUCGACGAGCAUAUGCUAUUCAUCCGAUUGCAGCUGUACAAAUUGAAUAUUCACCAUUCAGCUUAGAUAUUGAACAUGAAGAUAUUGGUCUUUUAAAAACAUGUCGAGAACUUGGUGUAGCAAUCGUUUGUUAUUCACCGUUGGGUCGUGGGUUAUUAGGUGGACAAAUUAAAAGUCCAGAUGAUCUUGAUGAAAAUGAUCUCCGACGACACUUUCCACGUUUUUCGAAGGAAAAUUUUCCUAAAAAUCUUCAACUAGUUGAAACAUUAACAUCGAUAGCUAAGAAUAAAGGUUGUACAGCAAGUCAACUUACAUUAGCUUGGAUUCUUAGUCAGGGAGAAGAUUUUAUUGUAAUUCCUGGUACAACAAAAAUCACGAAUUUAGAAGAAAAUAUUGCUGCAGCACAAAUCAAAAUAAGUAAAGAAGAAGAAAAAAUAAUUCGAACAGCUUGUCGAGAAGCAGAUAUAGGUGGUGGACGUUAUCCAGAAGGAUUUAGUUAUUUAUUAUUUGCCGAUUCGGCACCAAAAAAGAAUUAA